Messenger RNA from Maniola jurtina (meadow brown), 2377 nucleotides. Its product is annotated as 23 kDa integral membrane protein-like. The coding region runs from base 463 to 1227 and encodes 254 amino acids. The transcript has a single exon. The record is from RefSeq and is a predicted model, not a curated record. Lineage: Eukaryota; Metazoa; Arthropoda; Insecta; Lepidoptera; Nymphalidae. Gene Ontology annotation, cellular component: membrane.
ACUUUUUAAAUGAUAAGUGUUGUUUUAUCAGCUUUUUUGCGUUUUAAGUUAGUAUAAAAUUCCGUUCACAAAUCGUUUUGAAUCACUUUUAUGAGUGUAGUAAAUGCAUUGCUUUCUCGUGAACUGUAUGAAACAUGAGAAAUCUGUAGUAAUAUUUAUUACUAAGAAAAAUCUAUAAAGAAUUUCCGUUGUGCACCAAAAAUAUGUGUCAUAUCUGUGUAUCAAACGACAGGAAGUCAUAACUGUAACCCAGAAUAAAUAAUUGACUGUAAUCAAGAAAUCUGAGUCACCACUCUCUAUGCAAAUAUAUCGUGAAGUGUUAUCGUGUCGUAAGGUGUAAAACCACUCGAUCUUGAGGUCCGUUCGCGAGUUUAUAAAACUACUCGCGCACAUGCAACGUUUCUCACUCUAUCGUUAACGAUCAUUCACGCCGGUCGAUAAUUUGAAACGCGAAAAAUAAAAAUGGCGAAAGAAGACCUUCUAAAAGGUGUUCUGUAUGUUAUGAACAUAAUAUACGCGGUGUUCGGAUUAGUGACAGCGGCUACAGGAAUCUGGUUUUUCGUGCAACUUUCCGAAUUCGUUGCAUUGAGAAACAGUAACCACUAUUUACUGGAUUAUAGGGUUUACUGGCCUCAAGUUGCACCAUGGCUGUUUAUCCUUCUCGGAUUAUUUGUGAUCAUGGUAUCUUUCUGUGGAUGGUGCGGUGCUAACAAAGAAAGCAGAGGACUCUUGGGGAUGUACGGACUUUUCAUGAUUCUAAUUGUCAUUGGACAACUGCUUGCGGCAACUUUGAUCUUCGUUUUCGUCGAUGGAGAAGACACUGAUAAAUUCAUAAAGGACACAGUUUAUGAUGGAUACUACAAUUCUCAAUCCAACCCGGAUGUCUUCAAAGCUUUUGGGAAAAUUGAAAGGAAACUAAGAUGCUGUGGUGCUAAUGACGCUCGAGAUUACAGAAGCUGGAGAAAUGAUCUUCCCUUGACCUGUUGUUUGGAUAGUUAUUACAGAGCAACCUGUGACUUUACUGACAAGGAAGCCAAUGAAAGAUUAGGAUGUGCUAAAGUGGCAGCAGUUUACACCAAGAUUAUCAGUUCUUCUGUUGCUGGUGCUUCGUUACUUAUAUCUCUAGUUGAGAUAACUGGUGUUAUUAUAGCUUGGAAACUCUUCAAUUCUUUGAGAGAAGUGGAACAUUAUAUAACGGAGAGAAAAGAGGGUGAAACUGAGUGUUAAAUAAAGGUGACGAUAAAGGUAAAAGAUAAACAGAUUUUAUUUGAUGGGUUUAACAUAAACUGCCAUAGUUUUCGUAUUUAGCGCGUUCCCAUCUUAGAUUGCCUCGUUAUCGGCGAGGUUGCAGUCGAAAUUGUCGUUGAAUAAAAAAAUUUGGUUGUUUAAAUCAUGUUGGAUGCAUACUCGUAUGUGUGGUGUUUUGCAAUAGUUUAGUAUAGUACUAUUGAACAAUCGAUUGUAUGCUCGACUCAACGGUUGAACGGUUUAUAUUCGACUCAUUGAAUCUAUUGUAAGUUGAAUUGCCUAGCGUGCGAACUCUCCCAUUUCCUAAUAUUUUUUUGGAACUACUCUGUGGUUAUUUCAUACCAUAAGUCAAGUCUAAAGUUCAUUAUAAAAUUGUUUUCCAUUAAGUAAGGAAUUCCAAUUAUAAUACUUGUUAUUAAAUGACGUCAUUAUCGAUUCAAUAUGGCCGACAACAAGCGCCGUUUAACAUAGCAUUGCGUAAUUGCACACGCAAUUAUUAAUAGAUAAUAAUUGCUAAACAACAAUAAUAUUAAUAAUAGUUAAAUUCUCCAUCUUUUAUUUUUUUCUGGGGAGAGGUUCUUUUUGAUUAAUUUUGAGUCAGCUUACAAUUAAUUUGGUGCUUUAUUUUCGUUACCUUUAGCCAAAUUUUACCACCGAUUUUCGUACGUUAAAACGCCUACACGUGAGCAUUAAAGAAUCGAUUUUAAGUUUAAAGCAAUAAGAGUUAUAUUGCCUUAAUGAGUAGGUUAUACCGAUUUUCCCGCCACGACACGAAGUCGAAGCCUGAACAAUUUUCAUAGUCCUUAGAAAGUUUUUUACUUUAUCAUGGCAUAGCAUUUUGUAUUUCGAGAAUAAAAUUCGUUUCCUUUUAAGAAGGAAGUUUGGAAAAUUUUAUUCUCUUUUAUAAUUAAGUUUAGUUUCAGAACAUUCCAAAAUAUUCCAUUUUUCUAUAAAACUAAUUAACGCGUUACCAUUCGUGUCAUUUUAUUAUUAUUUUAUUUUAUGCGUGUAUAUUUUGCUGUUUUAAUAAUAAUUAUAUUUUAAUUAAGUGGUAUAUUAUCUCAAAUACUUUAUUUACAAUUUACAUUUAAGUUUUGAUGAAUCUUAUUUUUCAUGUUUUAGCUAUUAA